Sciurus carolinensis (gray squirrel) is the source of this 3795-nucleotide messenger RNA. RefSeq names its product phosphatase and actin regulator 2 (gene Phactr2). The transcript has 13 exons. The record is from RefSeq and is a predicted model, not a curated record. Gene Ontology annotation, biological process: actin cytoskeleton organization. Gene Ontology annotation, molecular function: actin binding. Lineage: Eukaryota; Metazoa; Chordata; Mammalia; Rodentia; Sciuridae. Bases 281 to 2386 code for a protein of 701 amino acids.
AGGAGCGGCCGGGCAGGUUCAGCGGCACCGAGGGCGGCCCAGCUUCGAGCCCUGCGGCUUUCGCCCGCGGGAGGAGAGUCGACUGUAGGCGGCUCCUUCCUGUGCAAACUUUUCUGUCCUCUUCCUCCUCCCGCCCUCUCCACCCGCUUCUCGCCGCUCGGCGUCCAGCCUCGCCCGCCUCGCUGCCUCGGGGUCGCGACGCGCGGGGCAGCACCGGCCGCUCAGCCCUCCGCGCCGGCGUCGGCCCCACCCGGCGCGCGGGCCCGGCCGCCCGGAACCGAUGGCCGAGGCGGGCAGGAGUCCCGCGGGGCUCCCGCGCGAGCCGGCCGCUCAGGCGGCAGCUGCUCCCUCUGCAGAGCCCGAGGCUCCCGCUCUGCCGCCGGUGCCUGCCCUGCGCUGGCUGCCCGGGGACCUGAGUCCCCGCGGCCGCUCCCAGAGCGACCUCUCAUCGUCCUCCAGCAGGGGCCGCCCGCUCCGGGUCCACAUCUCCGGCUCAGUUGAUGGACUGGACAAAGCCUCCAUAGCAAACUCAGAUGGCCCCACAGCAGGUUCCCAGACACCUCCCUUCAAGAGAAAGGGGAAGCUCUCCACCAUUGGUAAAAUCUUCAAGCCUUGGAAAUGGAGAAAAAAGAAGACCAGCGACAAAUUCAGAGAAACCUCAGCAGUAUUAGAGAGGAAGAUAUCCACAAGACAAAGUAGAGAGGAGCUGAUAAGAAGGGGCGUGCUUAAGGAGUUGCCUGAUCAAGAUGGAGAUGUAACAGUUAACUUUGAAAAUUCAAACGGGCACAUGAUACCCAUCGGAGAGGAGUCUAUCCGAGAGGAGAAUGUAGGGAAGUCUGAAGAAGGUAAUGGCUCUGUAUCUGAGAAAUCACCACCUCGGGAGGAAAAGGCAGAAGAUAAGAAAGAGAACACUGAAAACCACUCUGAAACACCGGCAGCUCCUGCUCUACCUCCUUCAGCUCCUCCUAAGCCUAAACCCAAACCUAAACCCCCCAAAUCACCUGUGCCUCCCAAAGGGGCUACUGCUGGGGCCAGACACAAAGGUGACGAAGUGCCUCCCAUUAAAAAAAAUGCCAAGGCUCCUGGUAAGCAGGCCCCCGCCCCUCCACCCAAGCCAACGAGCCGCAACACGACCCGAGAGGCCGCUGGUUCUUCUCAUUCCAAAAAACCAACUGGCUCCAAAGCAUCAGCCUCACCAUCUACUUCAUCCACCUCUUCUCGUCCCAAAGCUUCCAAGGAGACAGUUACUAGCAAAACAGGGACAGUGGGGACCACAAAGGGCAAGAAGAAAGCUGGCAAGCAGCCGGCGACUUCCCGACUCUCCUCAGACACCACCACUGCUGGCACAUGCGACCUUAAAGGAGAGCCUUCGGAGACUGGAGUGGAGAGUCCAGCGCCUGAGCAGACUGUCCCUGGGGAGCAGACCACAGGCAAAGCCAAGCCUCCAGUCCCUCUACCCCCGGUGGCUCCACCACCCUCCCCGCCUGCCCCUCCUCUGCUUCUGGAGGAUCAGUGCAUUGUUGCCUCAGAUGCUCCAGUUGUCCUGGUCAGCGAUGGAGCUGACCUGCCUGCCUCUGCCUUAGACCCAAGUCAGCUCCUUUGGACUGAAGAGCCGACCAACAGAACCACUUUCCACUCAGUCGCUGGAUUAAGUGUUAGCAGAGAAAAUGCAAAAUGUUUUACAACCAAAGACGAGCUGGGGAAGGUGGCCCCUCAGCUGCUGACCCCUGAGCUGAUGGGAGACUCUUCAGAAUCCUUCAGCGCCCCAGAGGACGAAGGCCCAAGGGAGUACCAGGCCAACGACUCCGAUUCUGACGGGCCCAUCUUGUAUACCGAUGACGAUGAAGAAGAGGAUGAGGAUGAGGAUGGCAGUGGAGAAAGUGCUUUGGCAAGUAAGAUACGACGGAGGGACACUCUUGCUAUCAAGCUUGGCAACAGGCCGUCUAAGAAAGAAUUAGAAGACAAAAACAUCCUGCAGCGCACAUCUGAAGAAGAGAGGCAGGAAAUCCGACAGCAGAUUGGGACCAAGCUCGUCAGGAGACUCAGCCAGAGGCCCACCACUGAAGAAUUAGAGCAAAGAAAUAUCCUAAAACAAAAGAAUGAAGAAGAAGAACAAGAAGCAAAAAUGGAACUUAAACGCAGACUCAGCCGCAAGCUGAGCCUGAGACCCACAGUGGCAGAGCUACAAGCUCGAAGGAUCCUGCGGUUUAACGAGUAUGUAGAAGUCACCGAUUCCCCAGACUAUGACCGCCGGGCGGACAAGCCCUGGGCCAGGUUGACACCUGCAGACAAGGCAGCAAUAAGGAAAGAACUAAAUGAAUUUAAAAGCACAGAAAUGGAAGUACAUGAAGAGAGUCGACAGUUUACAAGGUUUCAUCGUCCAUAAUCAAGUGCAGAAGAAUUUGGAAACAUCAAUUGAGCGCCUUUUAGGGAAGUCCUUCUUCCUGAAAAUCUGAUGUUGCACUGAGAUUUGAAUGCGUGUGUUUCCGUUUAACCUGUGGUGAAGGAAGCUUGUGACUCGGCUUUGUUCGAAAGUGCUCCUCACCCAUACGGCCCAGAGGGGCCAACAAGCAAAGGAGACAGCAGUGAGCCUUGCUGCCCAGAAUGUGUAUUGAUGGUAAGGGGCACUAUGGUUACAUCAGCUGGUCCUCAUCAGGAGUUUUAAUCACAGAAGAUGAGCAGAAGACAAUCGCUGACUCCCUACCAGAAAGCCAAAUGUCUUGCGUGCGUGUGAAAGAAAAAUGGAGAUUGGAAUUGCUGGGCACCAGAAAGGGGUGGUAGUAGAAACUCAGAAAGAAAGAGAAAAAUAUUUCAUUAUGUUAAUGAAGAAGAGAGAAAAUUGAAGCAUAUAUGUAUUUUCGAAGUAAGCAUUUGGUAACUGAGAACUUACUAAGGGAUUUGGGAAUCUAAUCACCCCUGUGGAUUCCUUAAAGACUUGAUUCUAGAAUAUUCUUGUUUCACCAUUAAGUUGGUACAGUAUAGUACCAGUAUUUUAUGUUGUGCCAGUGAAUCCAGUUGCCAGAAACGUCUGAAUGUUUUCAUUCAUCUUUUUCUUAAAUACAAGAGGUUUCUAUUGACUCUGACCAAGCAUGCUUACACAAAUUGCAUGCUUUAAGUAGCAUGGCUGUUCACAUUUGACAUUUUUUUUAUAUUCCUUUCCUAGUGUACCAGCCCUCCACAUGGAUAACAGGACUGGACAUAAAGUCAGAUAUAAUACAGCUGUAUAAAUCUGUCAUAAGCUUUAGAAAUAAUUCUUUUGACCUUUCCCUAUCUUAUUAUCUCUAGAGUCAAGCAACCUACUUAAUCCAAAAAAGAUAGUAUCGACAAUCACGACACCCUUUUAAAAACCUGACUCCAAAGUUAAAAUGUAAGCAAUGUACAAGUGUGUGCUGCCUGCUGUUAGUUCGGAGGCGGGGGCAAAGGACCAGUUAUUUUUCAGUGCUGCAUUAAAAAAAAAAAAAAAAAAAAAAAAGAAGGAAGAAGAAGAUGGGUUGCUGCUAUUUAAAAAAUUAAUAAAUAAAUAAAAGCACAUGAAUAGAAAAAAAAAAUACCCCAAUGCUUAAAGAACACAGGAAAUUCUGCUAAGUUGUAUGGGAGGAAAACCUCAUCAUGUGUAUUGAGACUGUAGACUACAUCCAUAAAUACAGUAUUUACUUUCAAAGCCAGAGGAUCAGUGAGGUGAAAAUCACAGAUUUCCCUAUGAUCCUGAAGUCAGUAUUGUUUACAUUUUAAAGAGAGAAAAAAAAAAAAAACCUCUAUGACAGAAUCGAUCUUUUUCAUGGAGACAGGCCCAAG